UUUUACCCGAAGAAUUUCUGACUGCCUGGCAGCUGUUAAAAGGCUUUGGAGCCCGGAUACAAAACAGUGAUCUCGGAUCACCUUUUUGUCCUUCCCCAGGCAGCUGACAAGUUUGUUUCUAACAUGCUCACUGAGCCACGUUGCAGGAAGAAAUGGGAAGAGGACAUUGUUCAGGUGACGAUGUAUCGUACUCUGGUCAGUAUCAGACAGUUCCUAAGCAAUUACACACACAUGCACAGAGAGUGUUAUAACAACGCAAGGUGCUGUUUGAGAGAGGUGGUUGGUUGCCAGCUCUGCGCCCCUGGCAAGCCUACUGUGCCUUUAACAGUCGUAUGCCAGGAUAAUAUUCAGCCCGUGAAGCUCUCUCCAUCCCAGUUUCUACAGUCCAGGUCACCUGCCGAAUUUCUGCACAAAGGAGUGGGAGUUGGCAGCCCCACGUGACAACAAUCUAGAUGUGUUUUUGUUGCUCUCAACAGCCAAGCCCGACGACGAAGAGCUCUGUCUAACCUGAAAACUUUCUUCCCACAUUUUAAAAGAAGACAAAGCUGGUCCCUCCCUUGGCUGGGUUUGACCUGACUUGUCACACUGAUGUCGGCCCACCCCAGGAGGCCGUCCUGAGCAGCCUUCUCCACGGGGGAGUCCCUGGGACGCUGCUCCCCUGCGGCUCGCCGGCCCGCUCUCAUCCCUCCGGCUCCACCACGUCCCUUCCCUCGGUCUGCCUCUGCUGGAUUAAGGCCGGAAGUGAACGCACGGCGGCGGCAGCAGCAGCAGCAGCAACAGCCAGCCCAGCGCGGAGAGCAAAAGAGGCGGGGAAGACGGAGCAGGAGAAGGGGGUUUGGUGGUGUGGAGCUCGCUAGCAACUUUCUCCGCGGUGGGAAUGACGGGAAAUGGCUGCGGCCGCUGGUGCCUCGGGAUGGAGGCGCGCUGAGUGCUACUGAAUCUGUGUCUGAAGAUUCUUGAGCCAAAGAAUUCAGAAGUGGAACAAGAGUAGUUAAUGGACAUCUGCUUUCACAGUAUGGCCCAGAUAUCUAAUAGCAAUGAAUUCAAACAACAUUCAUCACCGUCUCUGGGCACAGCAAGGGCGAAAGAAGUGGACAAGGAAGAGGCACUGCAGAUGGAAGCAGAAGCUCUGGCUAAGAUGCAGAAGGAAAGAGGGGUGGCUGGUAACAGACAAAGCACUGACACUUUAAGCCACUCCUGGCCAAAUGUACCAUCUCGCAGAAAACAAGACCAUGAUCUUAUGGUAUUUCCAGAGUCUGAUGCCAAGAAAAAGAUAGAUGAUAAGUUAAAUAACAUUGAUGUAGAGAAACUCACCCAUGCUGAGCUAGAGAAACUGCUGCUAGAGGAAAAUUUUGAAUCCAACAAACCAUCAACUUUGCCCGCAACUCCUGUUCUGAACCCGUCAUUCUCUUCACAGUUUUAUGGUAGCCAGACUGUCCAAAGAGGACCAUGGACACCCGGGUUGCCUGGACCUUCUGCUUGCACUGUAUCUUCUCUUUACUCAGCAUCUUCUUACAAUAAACAAGUUGGUAACUUUCAGAAUGGUUUCCAUCCAGGUAUGUCCACUUACCCAUCUUCAAAGCCUAUUUAUCUUAGUUUUCCAGAGAGGGCCCAGUACACUUCAUAUGCACUGCCAGCUGCUACAACUUUUCAUCCACAAGGAAGUUUGCCUAUAUAUCAUUCAACACUUACCCCUGAAAUGGCAAAAGUAUUUGAUAAGAUAGCAAGCACUUCAGAGUUUCUAAAAAAUGGGAGAGCGAGCACAGACUUAGAAAUGACUGGUGCUAAAUCUACAGUUAAUCUGCCAACUUCUGGAAAUGCCAGUGAUAUUAGUAAAUUUGAUUGGUUGGAUUUGGAUCCUUUAAGCAAGCCAAAAGUGGACAGUGUGGAUAUAUUGUAUACUGGAGAAGAUUGUGAAAAGAUGACUAGUCGUACAGUUGUAGAAGAUCCCUGGGAUGCUGUGCUGCUAGAGGAAAAAUCCCCCGGAAAAUGCCUUCCUGAAAGAAAAGUUAGUGGGAAAUCUACUUCUGGGGCAACUGUUACAAGAAGUCAAUCCUUAAACAUUCGAACUGCUCAGCUAUCGAAGUUACAGGGCCAAACAUCACAGACAGACAGUGGGACCACUAACUUGCCAACAGAGAAUACACUCCUAACUAAUGUUGAAGGGCAAAAUCAAGAACAAGAAGCAUUUUGUGAUGCCAUUGCAAAGUUGAGGACCAAGUUUCUCCACAGCGAUCAUGAUACGAACCCAGGCUUUGUGUUGAGUCCAGUCAUGUUGCAAAGAAACAUCAGUGGAGAGAAUGCCAGUAUCAAGGUUUCAAUAGAAAUUGAAGGAUUCCAGCAGCCAGUGACAUUUACCUGCGACGCAGCAAGUUCCCCAGUUGAGCUUAUAAUAAUGCAAGCACUUUGCUGGGUGCACGAUGACUUGAAUGAUGUAGACAUUGACAGUUACAUCUUGAAAGUUUGUGGGCAAGAAGAAGUUUUGCAGAAUAAGCACAGCGCAGGAAGUCAUGAAUAUGUUCAGAACUGUCGCAAGUGGGACACAGAGAUUAAGCUGCAGCUCUUGACCCGUAGUGCAGUAUGCAGGGAUCUGGCACGAACAGAAGAUGAUGAUGGGACACGUAUAGAUUUGACCAAGCAUCUCUACCAUGUAGAAAAGCUUUUCAGAGAGAAUAUUCAAAGUCAUUCUCUUGAAGAGCUAUUAGAAGCUUAUCAUAAUCAAGUUGACAUACUGCUUAAACACGAGAACCGACUGAAGGCAGUAGAUCAGGUCAUUAAAGCUGUUAGAAAAAUUUGCUCUACACUGGAUGGUGUAGAGACUCCUGCAAUUACAACAUCUGUAAAGAAACUAAGAAGAGCAGUUAACCUUUCAAGGAGUAAAAACUCUGAGAUGUCUUUAACACCUUCUGAUGAUACUAGCAAGAAUGUGGCUGGUCCAGUGCAACCUGAAAACCCUCUGCAAGUAAGCAUAGAUCAGCUGACCUCAGCAGUCUAUGGCCUUCUUCAACUUCAUUUGCAUUCAUGCAGCAACUCUUUUGCAAACACUCCAACAAGUAAAAGAAGCACUAAAGAAGCAUGGACUGUUACAGAGCACCUCCAGUUCACAAUAUUUGCAGCUCAUGGAAUUCUUAGUGGCUGGGUUUCAGUUUAUGAAAAAUACUAUUUGGUUUGCUCUCUGACUCACAAUGGAAGAGAUCUGUUUAAACCAGUGCAGUCCAAGAAGGUUGGCACUUAUAAGAAUUUCUUCUAUUUGAUUAAAUGGGAUGAACUAAUAAUUUUUCCCAUCGAGAUCUCUCAGUUGCCAUUAGAAUCUAUUCUAUGCCUUACUCUCUUUGGAAUAUUAAAUCAAAAUGGUGGUAGUUCACCUGAUUCAAAUAAACAGAGAAAAGGCCCAGAGAUGUUGGGUCAAGUUUCCUUCCCUCUCUUUGACUUUAGGAGAACAUUGACUUGUGGAACAAAACUUCUACAUCUUUGGACACCUUCCACAAAUGUUGUACCUGGAGUGGCCCAGAAAAAAGGAAAUCUGAUGGAAAGAAUAAUAUUGCAGGUUGAUUUUCCUACCUUACCAUUUGAUAUUAUAUACAAAAUUCCUCAAGCAGCAAGCAGUCCCACUUGUCAUUCCAUAGAAACAUUGGAAAAAGAUUCAAGAGAGCGUCUUCUUUCCAUUCUUUCCAAAGAGGGUACUCUUGGAUUGUCUAGGAAGGAUAAAGCCUUUUUGUGGGAGAAACGUCAUUAUUGCCAUACAGAGGCAAACAGCCUUCCAAAGAUAUUAGCUAGUGCCCCAAACUGGGAUUUGACAAACCUCCCUGAAAUAUAUUUGCUGCUUCAACAAUGGCAUCCCUUACCUCCUCUGACUGCACUAGAAUUACUGGACUCCAAUUUUGCAGAUCAGGAAGUAAGAACAAAAGCUGUGCAGUGGAUUGAGGCAAUAAAUGAUGAUGAACUUGCUGACUUUCUUCCCCAGUUUGUGCAGGCACUAAAACAUGAAACUUAUUUGGACAACUCUCUAGUCAGAUUCCUUUUGGCCCGAGCAUUAGGAAAUAUUCGAAUAGCACACUAUUUAUAUUGGUUACUGAAAGAUGCCUUACAUGAUAUCAAACAUGGUGUAAAGUAUGAGCACAUCCUUGGUGCCUUCCUUUCGGUCUGUGGCAAAAGACUAAGAGAAGAGCUGGAAAAGCAGACAAGAUUGGUACAGAUCCUGGGAAUGGUGGCAGAAAAAGUAAAGCAAACAAGUGGAUCUGCUAGACAGACCGUCUUGCAAAAUGGAAUGGAACGUGUUCAGUCCUUUUUCUUAAAAAACAAAUGCCGUUUGCCUCUCAGUCCCAGCCUUGUCGCAAAAGAACUGAAUGUAAAGACAUGUUCCUACUUCAGUUCUAAUGCAGUGCCUCUGAAGGUUGCUUUGGUGAAUGUAGAUCCCUUGGGAGAAGAAAUCAAUGUAAUGUUUAAGGUUGGAGAAGAUCUGCGACAGGAUAUGUUGGCAUUGCAAAUGAUAAAAAUUAUGGAUAAGAUUUGGUUACAGGAGGGCCUGGACCUUCGGAUGGUACUUUUCAAGUGUCUUUCAACAGGCAAAGAUAGAGGAAUGGUGGAGCUUGUUCCAGCUUCAGAUACACUUAGGAAAAUUCAAGUGGAGUAUGGAGUGACAGGGUCCUUUAAAGACAAGCCCCUUGCAGAAUGGCUAAGAAAAUACAACCCUACAGAAGAAGAAUAUGAAAAGGCAUCUGAAAACUUCAUCUAUUCUUGUGCAGGAUGUUGCGUAGCCACCUAUGUUCUAGGUAUCUGUGACCGUCACAAUGACAACAUAAUGCUUCGAACUACGGGGCAUAUGUUCCAUAUUGAUUUUGGAAAGUUUUUGGGCCAUGCUCAGAUGUUUGGAAGUUUUAAGAGGGACCGGGCUCCGUUUGUGCUGACAUCAGAUAUGGCCUAUGUCAUCAAUGGUGGUGAAAAGCCUACUAUUCGCUUCCAGUUGUUUGUAGACCUUUGCUGCCAGGCUUAUAACCUAAUAAGGAAACGAGCCAACCUUUUUCUUAAUCUGCUGUCACUGAUGCUCCCUUCUGGGUUACCAGAACUUAAUGGAGUUCAAGACUUGAAAUAUGUCCAGGAUGCUCUUCAGCCCCAAACUACAGAUACUGAUGCUACAAUUCUCUUUACAAGAUUGAUUGAAUCAAGUUUGGGAAAUGUUGCCACCAAGUUUAAUUUCUUCAUUCACAACCUUGCUCAGCUGCGCUUUUCAGGUCUGCCUUCCAACGAUGAGCCCAUCCUCUCUUUUUCUCCCAAAACAUACUCCCUUAAACAAGAUGGUCGUAUCAAGGAAGUGUCUGUCUUUACAUAUCACAAGAGAUACAACCCAGAUAAAUACUAUAUCUAUGUUGUCAGAGUUUUAAGAGAAGGGCAAACUGAACCCGCAUUUAUCUUCCGAACAUUUGAUGAAUUCCAAGAGCUGCACAACAAGCUUGGCAUCCUGUUUCCUCUUUGGAAAUUACCAGGCUUUCCUAAUAAGAUGGUUUUAGGAAGAACUCACAUUAAAGAUGUUGCAGCCAAAAGGAAAGUUGAGCUGAACAGCUACAUACAAAGUUUAAUGAAUACAUCAACAGAAGUAUCGGAGUGUGACCUGAUUUAUACUUUCUUCCAUCCAUUACUUCGCGAUGAAAAAGCUGAAGGAAUUGAUGGCAUAGCUAAGUGUACAGAUGUAUGUCCUUCAAGUCCGACCUCAGGCAAAGUGGGAGGAGAAGUGAAGUUGUCCAUCUCAUAUAGAAAUAGCACUCUGUUUAUCAUGGUGAUGCACAUUAAAGACCUGGUUACUGAUGAUGGUACAGACCCAAAUCCAUAUGUAAAAACAUACCUGCUUCCAGACAUAUAUAAAACGUCUAAACGGAAAACCAAAAUAUCACGGAAGACUAGAAAUCCAACAUUCAAUGAAAUGCUUGUGUACAGUGGAUAUAGCAAAGAGACACUGAAGCAAAGGGAACUUCAGCUAAGUGUACUCAGCGCCGAAUCUCUCCGUGAGAAUUUUUUCCUGGGAGGUGUCACUCUUUCCUUAAAGGAUUUUAAAUUGAACAAGGAGACCGUCAACUGGUACCGGCUCACAGCUAUACCGUAUCUGUGAACCUGAUGACUCAUAGAGGUGAAAAUGAUGGGCAGAAUUGAAUAAACUCAACUUCACUUGCAUCUGGGCACUUUUUUCUACUUGAAGAUAACUUGUACACUUUAGCAUAUUAUUAUUAUUUACAUUAUGACACCCCAGUUCAGCAGAUUUAUGGUUGGACCAGUCUUCACAAAACAAGACUUCUGGGAAACCAGCUCUGCUUUAUGCUUUUACUGUAAUAAUAUCCAACCAUUGAUGUAAAUGUAUUGUGUAUAUUUAAUACUUGUGGUUAAUGAAGUUCUAAACCAUGACUAGGUGUUACAAAUUAAAUUUGAGGAUUUUGUAUAGAUUCAGCUGAGUCACAUUUGAAUUGCUUGCCCUUUGAUGUAUUGCAAGCUUUCUUGAUUCUUCUGACAAAGUACCAUGUAAAAGAAAAAAAGGUUUAAAAUAAGCCCCGCACAUUAUUCCUUUUUUGAGAAAGUGUUAGUGGAUGCACAAUUGUCAAAAGGGAAGACUGGACAGACAGCUGGAAACCAUGUUUAUUACAUGUAGCACAAGGACUGUGUUAAACCUUUUCAGAGCUAUUAUCAGAAUGAGUGACAGUAGUGGGUGUUAUAAGUAAUGGUGCCUUAUUUAUCCAACUGCUUCUUAUACCUCACUUCUGAUCUUUAAAUAUAUAGAUACUUCAAUUAUAAAGGUUUAACUUCUGUAUCCGGCUCUUUUUAAAAUAAUGAAUUUUAAAUUCAUUCAGCUUCAAGUCAAAUUCAAAUGACAUCAAACAUGUGUAUGCUUAUCAGUUUACUUUGACCUUUAUUGUGUGCCCUUUAGUAGCAGCUUGCAGAGCUGCAAAUACUUUAUGGAUACAAAUUCAAAACAGUUUUAUGCCAUGGCUUGAUACAAAAGUCCUACAUUUCCAGAAACUAGAUACUGUGGAUUAUGGAUUAUUUUCUUGAGAUUUGGGAAUCAGAUAUGGGAAAUGAGAUAUUGUGGAUUAUGGAUUUUUAGGCUGCAUGUAGUAGUUCCAUGUGAGUUACAUGCAUACUUCAAAGAACAGAAGACCACAAUAUUGUUUGCUGGUUGAAAAUAAAUUGCACUAGAAUACUGGGUGGUGAAAUUGACACCUUGAGACUAGAUUUAAGAGGUAUAAUUUCCAUGAGCACUAAGGGAGUAUCCAUCAACAGUUUCAUUCAUUUCACUGGAACUUGAAUGGAUUUAUUGAGUUUAUUGAAAUGAAUUGAAGAUGCUUUGCAUCAUCCCUUAUGGAUGAUUCCCUAAAUCCAUUAAUAAAUUUUAUUCUUGUUUUUUUACAUUUGUGUGACAUUUAGAGAUAGCUAGAUGUUAAUGCAAUAUAUUAUGUCCAGUAAAAAAUACCUGAUGUAGGAAGGGAGUUUAAAUUGCACAAUAUUUUUGAAUGCUAAAGCCCAAAUACUUUUAAACAAAGAUGGUAGGGAUGCAGUAUCUCAGCUAUCAAUAACAAUGAGCAUAGAGCAAAAUAUGCAAUAAGUAGACAAUGACAAUCUUUAUUUUAUUUGCCCAGUAAUAAAAUGUGCUCUUACUUAUUUUCCCCCAAGAAUUGUGACCAAUCCCUGCUUUCAAACCCAAUAUAGCAAAUUGUAAGGAAAACAUGCACAUGAAUUUUCUGUGCCCAAAAUACGGUCCAAUUGUACAAUAAAACUUUGAAUGUGUCUCUGAAUGUUAAAACUACAUUGUAACUAACAAACUAUUUAACGUAAAAUCCCAGUUUUAUUAGCUCUAAUGUUUUCAGUAUGUACAUAGUAACCUAUAUAGUAAAUAGAAUAAACUAACUAGAUUGUAUUUCCUGCUCAUUUGAUGCUUUUUGAGACUCAUUCCAUUCCAUCAAGAGAACCACAAGUCAUUUAACACAGGAAAGUAGACUACUGUUUUUGUGAAACAUUCCAAUAAACUAACUGAAAUUAAUAUGUACUGCUUUUUUGCAGUCUGUUACUACUAGAGCACAGUAUCUUACCGCACAAAACUAGAGAUUUAAAAGGCUUUUUAAGAAAUAACAUUAGUUUGCAAAUGCAACACUUUGCUGGAUGCUGGUCAAUAUGUAUUAUAUAACUUUUUUAAAUGGUAAAAUUUGCCAGCAUCCUUCACAGCUCAUGCCUGUGCGUUUGCCCACCUUCACCACCUUUCAAAAUAGAGUACACAUUGGCUAAAGCUCUUUGGGCACAUUUAAACAAAAACAAAACCCACAUCUGUUUUUCAUUUGCCAUUAAAAAUCAUGGCGGAGAAAUAUGAACUUUGCAUCUCUAAAUUGUUUAAACUGGUGUGAUAUGACAACACAACAGAUGAUUCUCAAAGUCUGAAAAAUAUAUUCUGUGACGUACACAAUAGGGUGAAAAUAAUUGGGAUGAAAUGUAACACUUUAUAAAAAUUUUAAAAGUUUGAUCGCAUGACACUUUUAUAUUUUGUUCAAGUAAAAUCUUAUGCAACAUAUAUGGAGUGCAGCCAGAAUUAGAUUUGUCUGUACACUUAUUUGAGGAAACCAUCUUUGCUGUAAGAAAAUGACCUUCACAUUUUCUGUAAUAAACAACCUGGCUAAGACUUUGCACUGAAUUUUUUAAUAUUACUGCCUUUUUAUGGUCUCGACAUAUAUAUAUGAAAGCAUGAGUGAUCUUUGAUACUUCUCUAUUUUUAAAAUAAAGCAGCAUAAGUUUAGUAUCUUGCCUUUAAAAUGACUGUUCUUUCUAUACUAUGCAGUGCAGCUUUCAAAGUGAAGAAAUCAUGUUUCUGAUAUUUGCAGAAUAUGGCCAGAGUCCAGUGCAGAGUUGCCUGCUCAACUCAUUGAUACCAAGACUUAAGUUUAGGUCUGUCUUGGAUUGUAGCCUAUGUAUGUUACAUAGAGGGCAAGUAUUCAGACAAUACUGCACCAUUCUCAUAAUCCAUAGGAAUUCAAUUUCCUCCUAUGCUUUUGUACUCUCAUACUGUGACUAAAAUAUGGCAAAGUUUUAUAGAUAAUAAAAUGCAUUGGGAGCAAAUGUAGAAAUUUGCCUUGAAUUUUCUAUUUAUCUGUAAAAACCAAAUACUUCAGUUAUAUUACACUGAUACCUAAUAAGGAUGUACAGUAUUUCUGAUACUAUCGUAACCCAUAAUGCAUGGGUAAAAUGUGACUCCAUAACUGUCCUAUAAUUACAUUAAACACUUUUCUGGAAUAAAGAA
This is a messenger RNA of Hemicordylus capensis (graceful crag lizard), 9265 nucleotides long. It is a transcript of the gene PIK3C2A, whose product is annotated as phosphatidylinositol-4-phosphate 3-kinase catalytic subunit type 2 alpha. Gene Ontology annotation, biological process: phosphatidylinositol-mediated signaling; cell migration; phosphatidylinositol 3-kinase/protein kinase B signal transduction. Gene Ontology annotation, molecular function: 1-phosphatidylinositol-3-kinase activity; 1-phosphatidylinositol-4-phosphate 3-kinase activity; phosphatidylinositol binding. Bases 995 to 6103 code for a protein of 1702 amino acids. The transcript is spliced from 33 exons. The record is from RefSeq and is a predicted model, not a curated record. NCBI's taxonomy places the organism in Eukaryota, Metazoa, Chordata, Lepidosauria, Squamata, Cordylidae. Gene Ontology annotation, cellular component: plasma membrane; phosphatidylinositol 3-kinase complex; cytoplasm.